Messenger RNA from Epinephelus lanceolatus (giant grouper), 6638 nucleotides. RefSeq names its product laminin, alpha 4 (gene lama4). Gene Ontology annotation, biological process: regulation of embryonic development; cell adhesion; regulation of cell adhesion. Lineage: Eukaryota; Metazoa; Chordata; Actinopteri; Perciformes; Serranidae. The record is from RefSeq and is a predicted model, not a curated record. Gene Ontology annotation, molecular function: signaling receptor binding.
ACCUGCAAAUGGAGACGGAGAGCUAACACUCAAUCUGACUCUGAGUCAGGGGGGAGAUAUGCAGUUUGGAUGGGUGCACUGUCUGCCUUGAGCCUGCCUUCUACUCUAGAGACAGAAGCCCUCUGUUGCUCAUUUGCCUCUCUGUCUGUCGUUCUUUCUCUCUUUCUCUCUCCCCCUCUCACUCUUUCACUCAGUUUCCAGCCUUCCCAUCUGUAUGUGAUUUAGGCACAGGCUCAGGGGAGAGGCAAGUCCGCUAGGGGAGAGGAAUCAGGGCAGGGAGGGAGUGAGAGAGAGAGAGGAAGUCCACACAAGUUUGUUUUACAGGACUCUGGCCGGGCCGGGACUAGGCACAGUGCUGCAUCUGGAGGUCGGAGCGGUGGAAAAGUGAAGCCAGCAGGAGCAGCCGAGCAAGAGGAGCUGCCCAGAGACUUUCCUCCAGCCAGGAGACACUGACAGAGACACAGACAGAGAGGGGGGACCAGUGGUCUACUGGCAAACACACAAAUAUGGCUGCUAAAUCUCUGUCCUGCCUCUGCCUUAUCUGCAUCCUAUCAGGGAUUGCCUAUCCAGCUUCUGCCGCCAGGCUUGGGGAACAGCAACAGGCUGUGCCGACAGUGUGUGCAAAAGGAUUUUUCAUGAGUGAGCAAAACAUAUGUUUGCCAUGUAACUGCAGAGGCCAUUCAGACUACUGUGAAGACAUCACUGGCGUUUGUUAUAACUGCAGGGACCACAGUACGGGUGAUUUCUGUGAAAUGUGUGAAGAUGGCUAUAUGCUGGCUCCCAGCCUUGACGGGCGCCACACCUGCCGACCCUGCGCCUGCCCCCUCUCUGUUGAGUCUAAUAACUUUGCAGUGCGCUGUGAUAAGGGAGGUUCCAUUCUGCGGUGCAAGUGCCAAGAGGGAUAUGCUGGACAUUUCUGUGAAAGGUGUGCUCCAGGUUACUAUGGCAACCCAAUGGCAAUUGGUAAUUCCUGUAAGAGAUGCGACUGUAAUGGCAACUCCGACCCCAACCUGAUCAUCAACGAGUGCCACAACGUGACGGGCCACUGCCAGCACUGCUGGGGAAACACCUCCGGCGCCAACUGUGAGAGGUGUGCUCCAGGUUUCUAUGGCGACGCCAUCAGUGCCAAGGACUGCAGAGAGUGCGAGUGCAAUGAAUGUGGCACCUCUUCAUGCGACGACAGGACAGGAGUGUGUCACUGCAAGCCGGGUGUCACCGGACGACUCUGUGACCAAUGCGAGGAGGGCUACUCAGGUUUCUCCAGCUGUCAGGGCUGUCGGAGGUGCGAAUGCGGGCCAGCCUCCGUCCGCACCACCUGCCAUCCCCUCACCCACAGCUGUCCGUGCCGCCCGGGGGCCGGAGGUCGUUACUGCGAGCGCUGUCUCCCAGGCUACUGGGACUACAGUCCUUCCGGCUGCCUGAAGUGUGACUGUGAGAGCGGCCACUGUGAUAUGCACACAGGAGAGUGCCUGCCAGAGGCUGCAACAGUCAACCUGUGCAACAUCAGCUGCGAUGACUGCAUUUGGCAUCUGAUUGGGGACUUGCGGUUGUCCAAUAAAACACUGGACCACAUGAGAGUCGGCGUGUUGAACAUCUCCACUGGUGCUGCUGCCAACGACAGGAUCAAAUACUACAACUACACUGCUCAUCGACUGCAGACUCAGUUUCAAGGCUGGAGAAACAAGUCCUCUGUGAUGAAGGAGCAGACUGAGGAGCUGGAGAAGGCUGCAGAUGAUGUGGGGUUGGACAUCAAACAGCUGGGGGAAUCGGAGAGUGUGGUGAAGACUCUGGGGGACAAGUUGGAUAAUGACACGCUGGAGACCGUCACUCUGGCUGAGCAGCUCAGCACAAACCUCACUGAUCUCAACACACGCAUUGAAGAGAUGAUCCAUGACUGGGAGCUGUACAGCAUUCACCAGGAGGUGGAUCCAGAGGUGGCCAGGCAGAACACUAAGGCGGCCCAGGGAAUGGUGACCUGGAUGAGGACACUGGAUCUCUCCCCACGAGAGCCCAUCGCCACUGAUGAGUCGACUGAAGCCCAUGACUUGCUGAGGCGUAUCCGUCAGUUGGAGAAGAAGUUGAUGGUCACAGACGGCCGCCUCCCACCUGUCAGGGAGACCCUGUCCCGCUUCUCCACCAAGCUGUCAGACACUCAGCGAUUUCUCCAGAAAGCAGCCAGCGCCGUCCAGGAGACUGAGAACAGGAACAGAGCCAGCAUCCUCAAAUUCCAGAGAAAUGAGGCAAAGCAGCAGAGGCUGACAGAGGACCACACUGCCGUCAAUGAUACGCUGGAAAUAGCCACAGGCUCCAUCUCUGAAACAGAGAUGACUGUGGCUGAGGUGGAUGGUAUGGUGCAGAAUGUAACUGAGUACCAUGCAGCGAUCGAUGGCGCCAGCCAAAUGUUGAUGGAGAAGACUGAGCGUCUCUCGCUGGCUGACAGAGAUCUGGUGCAGAGGGCGGAUGACCACGCCAAUGAGUUGGACAGACAGGCCAACCAGUUGGAAGAUGAUCUGAGAGAGAGUGACGCCAACGGCUUUGUGCAGAAAGCCAUCAGUGCUGCCAACGUCUACAACAACAUUGUGAAAUACGUCGACGACGCCAAUAUCACCUCUCUAACCACCCUCAACUUAUCCCAAAGAGCUGAAGAUGCCAUCGCCGGGAUCAACAUGCAGCUCGGGUACCUGGUGACGCAGAGCGACAAUGUUUUCAAGGAGUCUGUUUCAUUACAUUCAGAACAAAAUGAGGUGGAAGCAGAGGUCAUUGACAAGCUGAAAUACAUCGAGGAGACCAAAGAGACCAUGGAUAAAAACACCAAAAAACUUGCAGAAAUAGUUGAGGAUAUCAAUGGAAUUCAAACAGACAGAACACCACAGCGACUGGAGUUUACCUUGGAAGUGGCUGAGGGGACACUCAACCGCUCAGCAGAGGUCCUUCAAACCAUCACCCCAAUUAGCACCAAGGUGGAGGAGUGGGCCAACAACAUGAGAAACAAUGAAUACUCUACAGCUGCUUAUGAAGAGGCUGUGGUGUCUGCUGGGGAAGCAGUGGAGAACCUGAACGUACUUGUUCCUGAGCUGCUGGACAAGCUGAAGGUGGUCGAGGAGAAGAAACCUGUCAACAAUGUGACCACCAACAUCAUAAGGAUCAGAGAGCUCAUAGCCCAGGCCAGGAGUGUGGCCAAGAAAGUCCAAGUGUCCAUGAAGUUCAAUGGUCAGUCCUCAGUGGAGGUUCAUCCUCCCAGCAACCUGGAGGACCUGAAGACAGUGACAACUAUCAGCUUGUUCAUGAGAGUGGACCCUGACCAGGACCCCAUAGAGGAUCGCUUCAUCUUAUAUCUGGGAGACAAAAAUGGUAGGAAAGACUACAUGGGAUUGGCUAUCAAGAAUGACAACCUGGUGUACGUCUACAACCUCGGGGGUGAAGAUGUUGAGAUCCCAUUGGGUUCAAAGCCUGUCAGCCAAUGGCCUGCAGUCUUCAACUACAUCAAAGUAGAGAGGCUGGGCAGACACGGAAAAGUCUUCCUGACCAUUCCCAGCCAAAGCUCCACAGACGAGCAGAAGUUCAUCCAGAAAGGAGAAGCUCCAGGCACUGACUCACUGUUUGACAUUGACCCCAAGGACAUGGUGUUCUUUGUUGGUGGUGUCCCACCAGAUGUCAGGCUUCCACCUCCUCUGAGUCUUGCUCCUUUUGUGGGCUGCAUCGAGCUGAGUUCACUGAACAACGACGUGAUCAGUCUGUACAAUUUCAAAGAGACUCACAAGAUAGAUGUUACUACAUCAACACCAUGCCCCAGGUACAAGUUGGCAUUUUCCCAGAGUCGUAUUGCCAGCUAUCUGUUCGAUGGAACAGGCUACGCACUCAUCAAUAAUAUUGAGAGGAGGGGCAAAUUUGGUGUUGUCACAAGAUUUGAUAUUGCAGUGCGAACUAUUGCAAACAAUGGUGUCCUCUUCCUCAUGGUCAAUGAGGAUAAAUUCUUCCUUUUAGAGUUAAAGAAUGGCUUCCUGCGCCUAAUGUACGACUUUGGCUUCAGCAAAGGGCCACAACUUUUGGAGAAUAACUUACCAAAGCUGCAAAUAAACGAUGCAAGAUACCAUGAGGUGUCAGUGAUUUACCAUCAGUCAAAGAAAGUUAUCCUACUGGUGGACAAGAGCCAUGUAAAAUCCAUGGAGAAUCCAAAAACCACACUGCCUUUCACAGAUAUCUAUAUAGGUGGGGCUCCCUCAAGCAUUCUCAAAUCCAGGCCUGAGCUGUCUGCUGUCGUAGGCCUGAAAGGUUGCGUGAAAGGUUUCCAGUUCCAGAAAAAAGACUUCAACCUGCUGGAGGAGCCUGGCACCAUUGGCAUCAGCAGCGGCUGCCCUGAGGAGUCUUUUAUGUCCCGUAAAGCCUAUUUCAGUGGAGAGGGCUACCUGGGAUCCACAGCAAAGAUUUCACCCUUUGACAACUUUGAGGGAGGACUCAACUUCAGAACACUACAGCCCAGCGGACUCCUGUUCUACCUGAGUGAAGGGUCUGAUGAGUUCAGCAUCUCUAUGGAGAAUGGAGCCCUGGUGCUGAACUCCAGAGGCACACGAGUUAAAUCACACAAGAAGCAAUACAAUGACGGAAGGACGCACUUCUUAUUGGCCUCCAUAAACAAUCAGAAGUAUUCACUGUUGGUGGAUGACAAAGACAAGCAGGAGAAGAAACGUCCAUCAUCUGCCACAAGGUCCUCAUCAGGUUCUGCUAUGAAGACCUUCUAUUAUGGAGGGACUCCAAGCAGUAGCUUCAGGAACUUCACAGGCUGCAUCAGCUAUGCCUACAUCAACAGACAGGACCGGGACAUUGAGCCCGAGGACUUCCAGCGAUACACAGAGAAGGUCCAGACCUCCCUGCAGGAGUGUCCAGUCCAGCGUCCCCCUGCUGCUCUGCUGUCAAGGAGCAGGGAGCAUGCUUCUAGAGCCAAACAGAGCCAAUCACACAAGGCUAGCAGGGACAAAUCCAGCCAACCUCUAGGCCUGAUUGAACUGAGGAGUGAUGACGAGGAGCCAUCACAGCUGAACAUCGAGCCCUGCUACCUCUCCUCAAGUCCCAGAGCGACCCGCCAAGCAUUCCACUAUGGCGGCAUCGCCAACAGCAGACAGCACUACAUAGACCUCCCAGACUCCUUCUCUGAGAGGUCCCACUUCUCCUUGUCCCUGAAGACGCACUCAUCCUUUGGCCUCAUCUUUUAUGUAUCUGAUGUCCAAGAGGACAACUUCAUGGCUCUCUUCCUGGCCCACGGGAAGCUUGUAUACACCUUCAACGUAGCAGACCAAAGAGUCAAAAUCAGGAGUGAGGAUAAAUACAAUGAUGGUGCAUGGCACAAUGUUAUUUUUAUCCGUGAUGGGAGUAUGGGGCGGUUAAUAAUUGAUGGGCUCACAGUGCUGGAAGACAGAGCUCAGGGAAGCAACGUCUCCUGGCAUGUCAGCAGUCCACUUUAUGUUGGAGGAGUUCCUCCAGGGAGAGCCCAAAAGAAUAUUCAGAGAAACUCUGCAUACAGCUUUACUGGUUGUUUGAAGAACCUUCAGCUGGAUGGGCAGUGGCUGUCCUCUGUGGCAGAGACCUUUGGGGUCACUCCAUGCUUCGAGGGACUCUCUGAGGCUGGAACAUACUUUGCAGAGAAAGGAGGAUAUGUUGUGCUAGAUGAAACAUUUAACCUAGGGCUCAGGUUUGAGCUGGUGAUGGAGGUGCGCCCCCGUGUGGCAUCUGGGGUACUACUGCAUGUGCGCUCAGCAGAGGGCUAUUUCACUAUGUACAUUCAUCAAGGGGCGGUGGUGGUUGUUGUGAAUGACGGGUCCCACGAGUUCUUCACAAAGGUGUCCCCUAGACAGGGUCUGUGUGCUGGCAACUGGCACAGAAUCACUGUGAUCCGGGAUGCCAACGUUGUCCAGCUGGACGUGGACUCUGAGGUCAACCAUGUGGUGGGACCUGUGAACCCCAGUUCCACUGAUACCAAGAAGCCUGUGUUCAUUGGUGGAGCUCCAGAUCUUUUCCUCCCAGAGAGCAUCCCCACCAAGGAAGCCUACGUGGGCUGUAUGAGGAACCUGACCAUCAGUAACAGCCAAGUGAGCUUCAGCAAAGCUGUUCUGGUCAGUGGAGCUGUCAGCGUUGGAACCUGUCCCGCAGCAUAACACCUCUGUCCAUACCAUCACUAUCCCCAAUACAGCACUGACCAAACACAUUAAAAACUCUCUUUCUGUUCAGCGUAACCAUGAAGAGAAGUAUUGCCACUGUUAUUUUCACUGUCUGUCAGAUGUUCGUCUUUACUUCUUUCUUUUACUGUAAUUUGUCAUUUCUUGUUUACUGUUUUGCGUGAGAAACAUGCCAAGAAUACGACCAAAUCACUCAAAUUUACAAAUAAUCAGAAAAGAAGCCCAUGAUGUAUGAGAGAAAAUGUCCAGAUUUACAAUUCAGAACCAUUCUGAGGAACCUACAGUGUACCUAUGAUUAGAUUUCGUCUGUGCAUAAUAUCAAAGACACAUUGAUCUUAAUACAUUUUAUAUUUCACCAUCCCACAAAACAAUCACAAUGGCACAUUUUUUGUAUAAACACCUGCUCAAAACUUUCCUUUUUGUACUGUUCAAUUUCUGAUGAAUAAAACAUAUUUUACAUCCAUGUAA